CACGCCUUUCCCAUCCUUUCCCGCAUGGCCAGGGACUUCCUCGCGAUUCCAGCAACAAGUGUCUCGGUUGAACGUGUAUUUUCCAAGUCGCGGCACAUAUGCUCAGAUCUUAGGAGCUCACUCCGAGCUGAGACUAUUCAACAAGCCUUGUUGACCAAGGUCUGGAUCCGGAGUGGCUUGUUGAACUUGAAGGACCCGGAUCCUCCUCGCAAACGCGCUAAACAUGGCACGUCGUAG
Messenger RNA from Punctularia strigosozonata HHB-11173 SS5, 237 nucleotides. RefSeq lists its product as uncharacterized. Gene Ontology annotation, molecular function: protein dimerization activity. The annotation marks the transcript as partial. The record is from RefSeq and is a predicted model, not a curated record. The transcript has a single exon. NCBI's taxonomy places the organism in Eukaryota, Fungi, Basidiomycota, Agaricomycetes, Corticiales, Punctulariaceae.